CAGUGCGCACCAUGCUCCCCAUCGCCGCUUCAAGGCUUGCUUGCUUUCCACCGCCACGACGCAGCUCUGAGCCACCGUUUCUUCUCCCGCAUUCCUGGAAAAGUGAGUCUGGAAAUCUUCACGUACAAGUUGGAGCCCCGUGGCCCCACACUCAAUCACUUCGUCUUCAACCUCUCAGCGAAGAAUCAGCACCGACGAAGGGCGUGACCCUGAAUAAUACUCUGUGCACGUCAUUGGCGGACGGUCUUCGAAGGAAGCUGUGCACACGUACGCUGCGGUCGCAACUUGCGCGCUAUGAGCAGCAUGGCGGGUCUCACCACGAUCACGCUCCGUUCGACGCCCGUCAUGAAGACGCUCCCUGAGUCGAGUGGCGCUCUGAGAGAAUAAUCUAUGCGAGGAUGAGGCGCUAUCAAGACUGUGUCAAAGAUGGACGCGGCAUCCGUGGCUGAACUCCGACUGGUUUUCCAGAUAUUCGGGUCUUGAUGGGACAUCCCGCUCGCGACCAUCCUGCUAAAGGAGCUCGCCGAAUUCCUGGCUCUCCGAAACGAGCGCGCCCUUGCCUGCACCCCUUGCCUGGAGCUGCACGAGAUCUGCCAUCCCUCUUCUUCUUCACUUCCGUCAGGAGCACCCAAGCUUCGUACUCUGACCGUCCAGUGCUGCAUCGUCACGGACGAAUCGGAAUGUUCCCGAAUCGAACUAGAUCCGGAGUUCUUACAAGAUCUGAAUGCAUUGACUGUGCCACCCACAUUACUCACAUUUCUACCGCACAGUUCCUAUGAGUGUGUUGUCAUCAUCGGGCAAGGAAAUGCGCUUUGUUGACAGCAGGUUGCCGAUUAUCUUGAAUAUACAGUGACAGGCAAGUAAAUUCCUGACUUGGGGUGGGCACAAGGAUGCUCGAGUCUUCCCUUCUGCUACCAGUCCACAACCGUCUAUUCCUUUCUUAUCCCCUCUGGCCUGCAUUCGUUCUCCGACCUCGUCGCCUAUUGCAGGGUCCGGCGAUGCUCUUGUACCCCGCUCUACAUUUUGCAAUAUCUGUUCUACUUUUCGAUUUCGCUCGGGCCUAUAUCUACCCGACAUCUCCUAUGGCCAACUCGCAACUCGCACCGGGGAAGAACGUGGCGCUCAGAUGGAAGGAUAACGACAAGCACCCUUUCAUCUCUGAGAUGAACGCGGUCAGGAUCGAUCUGUGCACACCGAACGGGACCGUGCUGCACAAUCUCGUUCAGGGUGUGGAUCCGGCUGUCCUGCACAGAGUCGUACACAUUCCCAACACCCUGUCGUCUGGAACUUUCGGCGUGUCGACUGACGGCGGCUCGGCCACGCAGACCGCAGUCGAGGCCGUUCAGACCGUGGACGCAACGAACACGCAGACGCAGACUCAAAAGGCCGACGACGAGAUGACGCUUGUUCUCCCGGAUGCGACGGUCGUGCGCUCGCUCCUCGCGAAUCCGACCAUGGGUGCCUCUACGACAGUUGUGGCGGAUCCGCUGCCGCAGGUUGGAGGAUCAGCAGGGAGGGGCGAGCGCGAUAGGAAUAGGCGGGGUGAUGGGGAUAGCAGUGGUGGUGGUGGUUGGCUCGCUUGGCUUGGUGGUGUAGUCCUGCUGCUCUCCGCGCCAGAUCAGCAACGAGCACCGCAAUUCCAAGCAGAGGGUAACGCCGUAGCGCCCAAUCAACAAACACCACGACCAGAAACUAGACGCCGCAGCGCGAGACACAACGCAGACGAGGACACUGCCAAGCAGAAGGACACGGGAGUUUGUCUCGCGGAAGAAAUGUCUCACUCCCGAUUCUACAUUGGCGGGAGCGCGGAGAGUGCGGGACUUUGGUCGAGUCUCAGCACACAGUCGAUCAUGUCUAGUUCUCAGAAUGGAGACAAGGUAAUCCGAAUCAAAUCCACGAACUCACUUGUGCACCCCCUCUCCUUCCAUACGCUGCCCCAUGAGCUGAUUCACUAUGUCAUAGAGCACAAGCGGGCCGAAACGCGCCAGGGCGUACAAAUACGCGAGACAGUCGCGGGAAAACGCGUCCGUGCGCGUCGGGAUGGGAGGGAGCAAUGCCAGCACGAAUCCGACAAUCGGGACCACAUCAUCAUUGACAACAUCAAACUUCGACAUUACGGGUGUAAUCACGGCGCUCAGCUGCCUAGAGCUCCCUGCUCUCGCACCGCACAGUGGCAUCUCUACAACACUGCAAGCGGCCGCAUCAUCUGCGUCUUCGAAAUCAGACUGCGGCACGGUCAUGAGACCGUCCUACAACCCUUAAGUAAACCGGCUGAAAUCCCAGCUAGAGGAUGGUCCGCGUCAUUGAGCGCCGCCAAAACCAGCAUCCCCGCUUCGAGCGCUGCGCACAUCACAUCCACGAUCUCCGCGCCUGUGAGCACGAUAACCACUAAUGCCCCUCCCGUGGGAUCCAUUCCACGCGACUAUUCUCCCGCGGGUCUGGAGCGUCUCUGGGAUAUCGUCGGAUCUAUCGAGCCUCCUCCGUUCACUACAACGCGUGUUCCGACGAGCACCAAGAUCCAGUUGCCUGCGUCACCGCCGCCGCUCUACCCUUCCUUCUUUUCUCCGGCUCCCAAGGACAUUCUGCCACACCUAAAGUUUCCGCCUGGCUUCAAGUUCGGCAUCGACACUGCUGCGUUCCAGGUCGAAGGCGCCGCGAAAAGCGAAGGGAAGGGGCCCACGAUGUGGGAUUGGUGCGGUCACCUACCGGGGUGUAUACUUGACAACUCCACUGGUGACAUCGUUGAUUUGCAGUACUUCCUUUACAAAGAGGAUGUUGUUCGUAUCGCUGCGCUCGGAAUCACGGCCCACUCGUUCUCGAUCUCGUGGGCCCGCAUCUUUCCUUUUGGUGCAGCUGACUCCCCGCUGAACAAGCAAGGCUUGCAGCAUUACUCGGAUUUGAUCGACUAUCAUUGGGAGCAGGGCGUUGAGCCCGUGGCAACAUUAUUUCAUUGGGACGUUCCGUUGGCCCUUUUGGCCGACUACGGCGGUUUCUCUUCUCCGAAGAUUGUUGACGACUUUGUCCACUAUGCGAAGACUGUCUUCAAGGCUUACAAUGGACGGAUCAAGACCUGGUACACCUUCAAUGAACCUCGGGUUUUCUGUGCAUUCUUCAUUAAUCCGCCGUUCUCAUCUUUGCUUGCGCCGGGAGUCAAUGCGUCGAUGGCCCCUUACGUCUGCACAUAUAAUCUGAUGAAAGCCCAUACUGCUACUGUGAAAGCUUUCAGGGAAAUGGGGAUCAGUGGAGAGAUUGGAUUCAAGAGUGACGACUUCAUUGGUGUUCCAUGGCGAGCAAACUCGACAGAAGAUGCUCUUGCUGUCGAGCGUCACGCUGCGUUCCGGAUUGGGGCAUUUGCUGAUCCAGCUUACACGACCGGUGACUGGCCGAAAAUCCUCAAGGAUACCCUCCCGCCCAAUUAUCUGCCGCGCUUCACUCCCCAGGAGAUCAAAGACAAUCUCGGGACGGCCGACUUUUUUGCCACCGAUUGCUACCGUUCCCAGUACGUAGUGGCUCCGGCAGAAGGCAUCGACGCAUGUGUCGCAAACUCCUCGCAUCCUCUAUGGCCGGAGUGCCACGACGUGGUGCUUUUUGAUUCUUCGAAUGCAGGUUGGGCAGUGGGUGUCAGUGCCGAUCCAGGUUCGAGCUGGCUGCAGGCUACUCCAAAUACCCUGCGAGGACUAUUGAAGGGCUUGCAUACCCGAUGGCCUUCCAAGAAGCUGUAUGUAUCUGAGUUUGGAAUUUCGGAACCCUUUGAGUCGGCCUGGACUGAUCUGUUCCGCAUCACGGAAGAUGUAGCACGAACCAAUUAUUACAUGACCUAUCUCGGCGAAAUCAUGCUGUCUAUUCAUGAAGAUGGAGUGCCAAUCUCCGGUGCCUUUGCGUGGGCUAUGCUCGACAAUCUGGAAUGGAACGACGGUAUCCGCACCAAAUUCGGCAUUCAAUAUGUCAAUUACACUACUCUCGAAAGAGUCUACAAGAGAUCUGCCUUUGCUUUGGCGGAAUUCUUUGAUGCUCAUCUCCAAAAGUGAUCAUGUGCAUGCACAGGAGGAACAUGCUAGAUUUGUAUCUGUCCAGCUCUCAUUUUAUAUUCUCUCUGGCCAGUAUUUCCAAGUGUUUGAGUGUUCUUAGCCAAUUUUCAAAUAUACCUCUUUCCUUUGGAAGAA
This is a messenger RNA of Mycena citricolor, 4163 nucleotides long. The record is from the annotation of a GenBank genome assembly. Lineage: Eukaryota; Fungi; Basidiomycota; Agaricomycetes; Agaricales; Mycenaceae.